Molecule: messenger RNA, 762 nt
Organism: Glycine soja
Lineage: Eukaryota; Viridiplantae; Streptophyta; Magnoliopsida; Fabales; Fabaceae
Product: dormancy-associated protein homolog 3-like
Exons: 3
Coding region: 80-478 (132 amino acids)
Source: RefSeq, a predicted model, not a curated record
UUAAAUAUGGCCUGACUCUGAGACCUGGUCAUUGUUGGGAUCUCCAUACGCCGGAUCUGCUAAAAUACGCUUGAUCCAUAUGGGCCUCCUCGACCACUUGUGGGACGACACCGUCGCCGGCCCAAGGCCGGAAAACGGUCUCGGCAAGCUCCGGAAACACCACACCUUCACUUUCCGACCUAGCUCCGGCAAGGAAGCGGAGGGCGGGAGCGUGAGAUCGUACGGUGACGAAUCGUCGGAGGAAGCGACUAGAGUGACGCGUAGUAUCAUGAUCGUGAAACCGCCAGGGUACCAGAGUGGAUCGCCUCCGGUUUCUCCUGCCGGUUCUACUCCUCCGAUUUCUCCGUUUUCCGGUAAGGAGGAAAAGAUUCACUUCGGUUUCGAAGAAGGUCGGGAUCUGAUGCGUACGAGAAGAGAGGGCAGAACAGAUCAGGCCCUUCUUCUCCUUUCGAUGUGUGACGCAUUUUCUCGUACCUGAAAGCUGAGGAUGUAGCAGCUUUUUUGGCCUUUGCUGUAUUCAUUUUUGUUUAGUCUUUGUGUGCAUGUAUAAUGUCUGAAUGUCUGUAAGGAAGUUCUGCCAAGUUCAUGCGAGGUAGCUUUUGGUUUAGCUUCUUUAAGUCUUUACUUAAGUAAGCUGCGUAGUGGUUGGCAAAUCGUAAGUAGAAAGUGUAAGGGUAGAGUAGCGGUGUAUCUUUACUCCUUAUCAUGUAAUGUAUAUUUAUAAUUAAUAAGCCAUUCUGCGUUUGUUUUUGGUAUUGUUCA